This is a messenger RNA of Laetiporus sulphureus 93-53, 378 nucleotides long. RefSeq lists its product as uncharacterized. Lineage: Eukaryota; Fungi; Basidiomycota; Agaricomycetes; Polyporales; Laetiporaceae. The transcript has 3 exons. The record is from RefSeq and is a predicted model, not a curated record. Bases 87 to 350 code for a protein of 87 amino acids.
GCCACUUCCUUUGUUCGUAACGUUCUCCUGCUUGAUGCCUUACGUUGCUUGCUACUCUGACGAUCAAGCUUGUCAAUUUGAAGUUCAUGCGAUUAGCGAUUCCGGCUUGCGCCGCACUGGGAAAUUUACUCACCGUCAUAGACGAAGCAAGUCAUUUGAACGCUCAAAAUGUCGAAUUUGCAUCCAAAAUGUGUUUCUAUCAGGAGAAUUACUUGCGCACAGCCAUCAUGCUAGGAGAAGUUACUCCAUGGUGGUGUCAGCUCCGCGCCAGAAGCAUGAUGUGGCAGUUCAACUUUCAACCUUCAUUUUAUAGAAGCCAUCACAGCCACUGGAAAAACGACACCCGGUAAUCGAAGUGGGAGAUCUCUAGUAUCUCAC